Molecule: messenger RNA, 1194 nt
Organism: Thamnophis sirtalis
Lineage: Eukaryota; Metazoa; Chordata; Lepidosauria; Squamata; Natricidae
Source: RefSeq, a predicted model, not a curated record
AUGGAGCAACUGCUCCAUAAGACCCUGAAAGAUGCUUGGGGCGACACUUACAUAAAACUGGAGCCGCCCGCACUUAAAAGCUUAUCUGUGGGUAACGAUGGUCUGAGCUUCAGCAGUCGCAUCGUCCACAGGGAGCUGCUGAUAUGCUUGGGCAAGGUACAAUUUGGCGAAGAUAGAGCCCUGCCCCAACAUGUGGAGCAAUUCCUGGACCACAGGGACAGGGAACCAGGACUGUUUGAGACCGAUACAGUCAGCAACCAGCUACGAUCCUCAGGAAUCCUGGAGACCAUCCGAAUCCGCAAGGAGGGGUUUCCUGUCCGGAUCCCCUUCCAAAUCUUCAUUGACAGGUACCGCUGCCUUGUGGAUAUCCGUAGUGACAUCAUCCCGGACGGGUGGAAUUCUGUGGGGGUGCUGAAGAAGCUGUGUCCGGUCACCCCAGAGAUGUACUGCAUUGGCACAACCAAGCUCUUCAUGAAGGAAAGCGUCUACCAGCAAUUGGAGGCCAAGCGGGAACAGAUUGUCCACAUGGCAGUGGUGACCCUCCAACGUUACGUCCGCGGCUUCUUGAUCAAGAAACGAUUCUAUGCCUUACGCUGCAAGAUCAUCCUCUUCCAAGCACGGGCACGGGGUUACCUUGUCAGGCAAAAAUGUGGGAAGCUGCGUCAGAGGCUCAUCAAAUUCAGAUGCCUGGUACGCAUCUAUAUGAACCGCAGGAGGUACCUCAAGAGGAAGGAUGAGGAGCGUCGAAUUGCAGAACAGGAGAAGAAAAAGGCCGAGCAGGAACUGAGUCAACGAGAAGUGAUGAAAAUCGCAGACUUGGAAAUCCCAGCUGACCUGGUCGGACUCUUAAACAGAGUGGCUGGAGCCACUCUGGGGGAUGCUCACGAGGACUCUAACAUCCCCCCUGACUCAAUUAGAGGAGAGUUUGGCCCCGGAAGCUCUAAACCUCUUCAAAUCCUCCGCUUUAUGGGUGACGCCCAGCUCAACGGCCUCCAGGAGAACCUGUUUGGGAACUACAUUGUACAGAAGGGGCUCUCCACACCGAGCCUGCAAGACGAGAUCCUGGCCCAGAUUGCCAACCAAGUGUGGCGGAACACCAAUGUCCACAAUGAAGAACGGGGCUGGCUGCUGUUGGCCUCCUGCCUCAGCGCUUUCGUGCCCUCCCACCAGCUGGACAAGUACCUGCUGAAGUGA